This is a messenger RNA of Galeopterus variegatus (Sunda flying lemur), 986 nucleotides long. RefSeq names its product contactin-associated protein-like 5. The transcript is spliced from 7 exons. The record is from RefSeq and is a predicted model, not a curated record. Bases 1 to 981 code for a protein of 326 amino acids. NCBI's taxonomy places the organism in Eukaryota, Metazoa, Chordata, Mammalia, Dermoptera, Cynocephalidae.
AUGCCAGCACUGAUGUCAGAGCAGAGUAUGGGUGAAGGAAGCUGUAGAGAGGUUUCUGCUGUUUUUGAGGCUGGCACGUCGGUUACUUACAUGUUUCAAGAGCCCUACCCUGUGACCAAGAAUAUAAGCUUCUCAUCUUCAGCUAUUUACACAGAUCCAGCUCCAUCCAGGGAGAAUAUUGCGUUUAGCUUUGUGACAGCUCAGGCACCCAGCCUUUUGCUCUUUAUCAAUUCUUCUUCUCAGGACUUCCUAGCUGUCCUGCUCUGCAAGAAUGGAAGCUUACAGGUUCGCUAUCAGCUAAGCAAGGAAGAAACCCACAUAUUCACCAUUGAUGUAGAGAAUUUUGCCAACAGAAGGAUGCACCACUUGAAGAUUAACCGAGAAGGGAGAGAGCUUACUGUACAGAUGGACCAACAACUCAUACUCAGUUAUAAUUUCUCCCCAGUAGCUGAGUUCCAGGUUAUAAGGUCACUCACCCUGGGCAAAGUCACAGAGACUCUUGGGUUGGAUUCUGAAGUCGCUAAAGCAAAUGCCCUGGGCUUUGUUGGAUGCCUGUCUUCAGUCCAGUACAACCACAUAUCACCACUGAAGGCAGCCCUGCGCCAUGCCACCAUCGCACCUGUAACUGUCCAGGGCACCUUGACAGAAUCCAGCUGUAGCUCCAUGAUGGAUUCAGAUGUGAAUGCAGUGACCACUGUGCAUUCUUCAUCAGAUCCCUUUGGGAAGACGGAUGAGCGGGAACCACUCACCAAUGCAGUUCGAAGUGAUUCAGCGGUCAUUGGAGGAGUAAUAGCAGUGGUGAUAUUUAUCAUCUUCUGUAUCAUUGGCAUCAUGACCCGGUUCCUUUACCAGCAUAAGCAGUCACAACGCAGUAGCCAGAUGAAGGAGAAGGAAUAUCCUGAAAAUUUGGACAGUUCCUUCAGAAAUGAUAUUGACUUGCAAAACACAGUCAGCGAGUGUAAACGGGAAUAUUUCAUCUGAAAAAC